UAUAUGUCCCCCAGGACCUCGACAAUCACUACUCAAUAUCCAAUCUUCCGGAACCGCCAAGGCAAUACCCGCCGCCUAAUAAGGUCGUGGUCAGACCUCCUGUUACCUAACUACAGAUUGCCGUAUGGUUCCUACUUUUUCCUCCGCACAUGUGCUCACUUUAGCCAGAGCCAAUGACAAAGCUGAUGGCAUCACCAAACCCGGCCACUGCAACGGUUAUCUCACCAGAUAUGAGCAGUUCCUUGGGAGCAUUUGGAGAAAUGGUCAGCGGCCCCUCAAUAUCCGGAAUUGAAAGCAUAUUGCUGUUGGAGAUUGACCCCUCAGAGCCCGUGCUGGCCAUGGGCUCACCACUACAAAAUGACGACGUUUGUCCCACCCCGUACCCAACGGGUUUCUUGCCAGUCAACCUUUGAUUCCAACACGAGACAAACAUGCGCUACCAUAUCUUGUCGGCCCUCGCGGCCUCGGCAGCCAUAGCAGCACCGGCCGCAACAUCCUACGACUACAUCGUGGUCGGCAGCGGACCGGGUGGCGGGCCGCUGGCCGCAGACCUCGCGCGAGCCGGGUACUCGACCCUGCUGAUCGACGCGGGCGGUGACGAGGGCGAGAACCCGACGUACACUGACAUCCCCUACUUCAACGAGGCGGCCAACGACGAGUUGACGCGGUGGGACUUCUGGGUCAAGCACUCGGACGACCCAGAGCGUGACCUCAAGUUCGAGCACACGACCUGGGACACGGGCGACGGCACCUUCUACGUCGGCCUCGACCCCCCAGAGGGUGCCAAGCUGCUGGGCAUCCAGUACCCGCGCGCCGCCGUGCUGGGCGGGUGCGCCAUGCACAACGCCGGCGUCUGUUCCAUGCCCGCAGAUGACGACUGGAACAUCAUCGUCAACAAAACAGGCGAUGAGAGCUGGUCGGCCGAAAACAUGCGCAAGUAUUUCAAGAUGAUCGAGCGGAACGAGUACCUGCCCGAGGGAGACGAAACCCACGGAUACGAUGGCUGGCUCGCCACCUCGGUAGCCGACAACAGCUGGGCGCAGAACGCCAGCCUGCCGGGCACCAAGAUCCUGCGCAAGCUCGCCGAGCUCACGGGCCAGGACCCGGACGCGGCGGCCGACCUCGUCAACCGCGACAUCAACGAAGUGGGCAGCGACGAAACCACAUCCUUCUACAACAUGGUCACCCACGCCGACAGCCAGGGCAAGCGCAGCAGCCCCAACAACUACGUGCGCGCGACGCUGGCCGACCCGGCCGGCUACCCGCUGACGGUGCAGCUGCACACGCUCGUCACGCGCGUCCUGUUCGACAACGCCACCGUCCCGCGCGCCGUCGGCGUCGAGGUCAUGGAGGGCGCCUCCCUGUACCGCGCCGACCCCAAGCACGUGGACGGCACCACGGCCCCCCUCUCGCAGAUCACGGCGAACCGCGAGGUCAUCGUCGCCGGCGGCGCGUUCAACUCCCCCCAGAUCCUCAAGCUGAGCGGGAUCGGCCCGGCCGCGGAGCUGACCAAGUUCGGGAUCCGCGUGGUCAAGGACCUGCCCGGGGUGGGCGAGAACCUGGGGGACAACUACGAAGGGUCGCUGCUUGCGAUGGGGGCGGCGCCCAUCGAAUCCGGCCUGAUCACGCUGCUGUUCCGGACGCCCUCGGCGCCGACCGCCAAGCGCAACAUCUUCACGUGGUGCGGCGCCUUCUCGUUCGAGGGGUUCUGGCCGGGCUUCCCGACCUACCACGGCCCGACGCAGUACACGUGCGCGCUGGUGCACCUGGCGCCCAAGUCGCAGGCCGGGUCGGUGCGGCUGGUGUCGGCGGACCCGCAGGACAAGCCCGAGAUCAACUUCCGCUUCUUCGAGAAGGACGGGGAGCAGGACCUGCUCGAGCUGGUCGAGGGCGCCAACCUGCUGCGCGAGGCGUGGGGCGCCGCGGGGGAGCCCGUGCUGCCGUUCGAGGAGAAGCACCCGUGCCCCGCCGGGGAGGAGCCGUGCGAGGACGCGGCGCAGGCCGAGUACUUCAAGCUGCAGGCGUACUCGCACCAUGCGACGUCGACGUGUGCGAUCGGCGGGGACGGCGAGCCGCUGGCGGUGCUGGACUCCAAGUUCAGGGUCCGCGGCGUGGCCGGGCUGAGGGUGGUGGAUGCCAGUGCCUUUCCGGUGGUGCCGGGCGCGUUCCCGAGCUGUCCGACCAUGAUGCUGAGCGCGAAGGCGGCCGAGGAUAUUCUGGCGGAUGCGAAGGCGGCGGAGGGCAGUUAGGUGAGGGGGGAUGGGAGGGAAUAUCGCACUCUUAGAUAGCUAUAUAGCUUCGGCUCACCCACCGAUUACGGAUAACUGAGUUAGUGGCCCCAUUGAUACGGACCGAAUCUGUCUUACGAGCUCGCGAGGUUCGAAGGACUAGGUUCCUACCCAUGAACCGGGUUAUCCAGCCUUUUCCGACAGUUAUACGGCUUACUCCUUAUACCUAGAGUACUCGGCUGGCGAACUCCCUGAUCUGUGCGUGGGUUGGUGGAACGCCGAGGGCUUGCUAGGUUAAGACUCAUUGUGCAAGGUGAUCUUCUUGUACCUGGCUAAGGGUCUAAAGUGGUUUGGCCGCAGUUAAACGGCUCUAGG
Chaetomium fimeti is the source of this 2603-nucleotide messenger RNA. RefSeq lists its product as uncharacterized. The coding region runs from base 432 to 2249 and encodes 605 amino acids. The transcript is spliced from 2 exons. Gene Ontology annotation, molecular function: flavin adenine dinucleotide binding; oxidoreductase activity, acting on CH-OH group of donors. The record is from RefSeq and is a predicted model, not a curated record. NCBI's taxonomy places the organism in Eukaryota, Fungi, Ascomycota, Sordariomycetes, Sordariales, Chaetomiaceae.